AUGGCGCAAAGACGCAAAGUACCAGAAGGAGAAUUAUGUGCUGUUUGUUGUGAUAAAGCUACUGGUUAUCAUUAUGGAGUAGCAUCAUGUAAUGGAUGCAAAACAUUUUUUCGUCGAACAAUUGUUUCUGAACAUGUAUUUGUUUGCCAAUACAAUGGAAAUUGUGAUAUAAACAAAAAUGUAAGAUGUGCUUGUCGUCAUUGUCGUUUCAACAAGUGCCUAGCUGUCGGCAUGGAUUCUAAUGCCAUACAAAAUGACAGAGACAGAAUAGGACCAACAAAAAAACUUAAGCUAAGCAAAAAUGAAAGUACUGAUGAAGACAAUCCCGAUUCAUCGCCUGGCAACGAAAAUAGUGAGGCAGAAAGAAUAAUGAGAGAUCUUAAUGGCAUUGAAGACCUAUGUAAUAUUCUUCGCACAAAAGUUUUUCCAGAACAUAACACAGCAAGAGAAACAUUAAAAGCACCUAGUUUGGUUUACCAAGCUUCAUCACUUUUAACAGAUCAAUAUACAAAAUACAAAGACCAUUACCCUGCUUCUAUGAAUGAUGUUCAAAUGUGGAAUAUAAGAGAACUAAGAUUAUGUUUAGAAUGGGUAAAAACAUUUCCUGAGUUUACUGCUUUACAUAUAGAUGACCAGUUCUCAUUGGUACAUAAUUUUGCUUUUGCAUUUAAUAUUUUAAAUCGCGUUUAUUAUUCACGCGAUAGUGGACCUGAUAAAAUUGAAUAUCCUAAUGGGGCAUAUAUUUUAAGACAACCACAAGAACAAGUUAGAAUUCCAGGAUGUCGUUCAAUUUACCAUAGACAAAUGGAUGAAAUUAUGAUACCUUUUCGCAAAUUAAUUAUUACUAAACCCGAAUUUGCUGCUUUCAAGACAAUUUUAUUAUUUAAUCCAGACGCUUCUGAUAUCUCAGUUCAUGCUAAGUUGUCCGUUGAGGUAGCAAGAGAAAAAUUUGUUCAAGCAUUAUUUGCUCAUAUGAUUAACAAAUUUGGAAUCAAUGGUGGUGGAAUGAGAUUCGGGAAGUUGUUAUUAAUGACUUCUUCAAUUCAGCAAAUAAUUGCGCAAAAUGAUGAGAAUAUGCAGGUUAUGGAAGUUUUUGGUCAUUUCUGGAGAAUUGAUCAAUUUGUAAAGGAGCUUUGCAUGAAAAAUUACAAUGAACGCCACCAAAACGAUGAACAAAAAGAAGAGGAGUAA
Molecule: messenger RNA, 1191 nt
Organism: Strongyloides ratti
Lineage: Eukaryota; Metazoa; Nematoda; Chromadorea; Rhabditida; Strongyloididae
Product: Transcription factor HNF-4 homolog
Exons: 9
Coding region: 1-1191 (396 amino acids)
Biological process (GO): cell differentiation; regulation of transcription by RNA polymerase II; anatomical structure development
Molecular function (GO): RNA polymerase II cis-regulatory region sequence-specific DNA binding; nuclear receptor activity; zinc ion binding
Source: RefSeq, a predicted model, not a curated record